Messenger RNA from Sapajus apella (tufted capuchin), 2266 nucleotides. It is a transcript of the gene SLC16A6, whose product is annotated as solute carrier family 16 member 6. Gene Ontology annotation, biological process: monocarboxylic acid transport; transmembrane transport. Gene Ontology annotation, molecular function: monocarboxylic acid transmembrane transporter activity. The record is from RefSeq and is a predicted model, not a curated record. The transcript is spliced from 6 exons. Lineage: Eukaryota; Metazoa; Chordata; Mammalia; Primates; Cebidae. Bases 285 to 1856 code for a protein of 523 amino acids.
GGCCGGGGCGCGGGCGGCAGCACGCACGGCCUGGGGCGCAGGCGGCCGGGGUGGGGGGCGGGGGGAGGGUGUGGCUCGGGCGCCCGAGUCGCGGGAGUGGGUGGAGGGCCCGGGCGCUCCGGCCUCGCCAGCCGGAGCCAACUUGCGCUAGAGUCGGGGCCGCCCCCUAAGGGGUUAAUUCUUUUCUCAUGUUACCGAGCGGCUUAUAAGGAGGGGGAGGCCAAGCCUCCGCCUUAUUGGGAGCCUUUUGGGGUUUAUUCUCUUCCCUUCUAACUUGAUUAAGAAUGACCCAAAAUAAAUUAAAGCUUUGUUCCAAAGCCAACGUGUAUACUCAAGUGCCUGAUGGAGGAUGGGGCUGGGCGGUAGCUGUUUCAUUUUUCUUCAUUGAGGUCUUCACCUAUGGAAUCAUCAAGACAUUUGGUGUCUUCUUUAAUGACUUAAUGGACAGUUUUAAUGAAUCCAACAGCAGAAUCUCAUGGAUAAUCUCAAUCUGUGUGUUUGUCUUAACCUUUUCAGCUCCCCUCGCCACAGUCCUGAGCAACUGUUUUGGACACCGUCUGGUGGUGAUGCUGGGGGGUCUGCUUGUCAGCACUGGGAUGGUGGCCGCCUCCUUCUCACAAGAAGUUUCUCAUAUGUAUGUCGCCAUCGGCAUCAUCUCUGGUUUGGGAUACUGCUUUAGUUUUCUCCCAACUGUAACCAUCCUGUCACAAUAUUUUGGCAAAAGACGUUCCAUCGUCACUGCAGUUGCUUCCACAGGAGAAUGUUUCGCUGUGUUUGCUUUUGCACCAGCAAUCAUGGCUCUGAAGGAGAACAUUGGCUGGAGAUACAGCCUCCUCUUCGUGGGCCUGCUACAGUUAAACAUUGUCGUCUUCGGAGCACUGCUCAGACCAAUCAUCAUCAGAGGACCAGAGUCACCAAAAGUAGUCGUCCAGGAAAAUCGGAAAGAAGCACAGUAUAUGCUUGAAAAUGAGAAAACACGAACCUCAAUAGACUCCAUUGACUCAGGAGUAGAACUAACUACCUCACCUAAAAAUGUGCCUAGCCACACUAACACAGAACUGGAGCUGAAGGCUGACAUGCAACAGGUCCUGGUGAAGGCCAGCCCCAAGCCAAGUGAAAAGAAAGCCCCGCUGUUAGACUUCUCCAUUUUGAAAGAGAAAAGUUUUAUUUGUUAUGCAUUAUUUGGUCUCUUUGCAACACUGGGAUUCUUCGCACCUUCCUUGUACAUCAUUCCUUUGGGCAUUAGUCUGGGCAUCGACCAGGACCGCGCUGCUUUUUUAUUAUCUACGAUGGCCAUCGCAGAAGUUUUCGGGAGGAUAGGAGCUGGUUUUGUCCUCAACAGAGAGCCCAUUCGCAAGAUUUACAUUGAGCUCAUCUGCGUCAUCUUACUGACUGUGUCUCUGUUUGCCUUUACUUUUGCUACUGAAUUCUGGGGUCUAAUGUCCUGUAGCAUAUUUUUUGGGUUUAUGGUUGGAACAAUAGGAGGAACCCACAUUCCACUGCUUGCUGAAGACGAUGUCGUGGGCAUUGAGAAGAUGUCGUCUGCAGCUGGGGUCUACAUCUUCAUUCAGAGCAUAUCAGGACUGGCUGGACCGCCCCUUGCAGGUUUGCUGGUGGACCACAGUAAGAUCUACAGCAGGGCCUUCUACUCCUGCGCAGCUGGCAUGGCCCUGGCUGCUGUGUGCCUCGCCCUGGUGAGACCGUGUAAGGUGGGACUAUGCCAGCGUCCUCAUUCAGGUGAAACAAAGGUAGUGAGCCAUCGUGGGAAGCCUUUAGAGGACAUACCUGAAGACUUUCUGGAAAUGGAUCUUGCAAAAAAUGAGCACAGAGUUCAGGUGCAAAUGGAGCCAGUAUGACACAGUUUCUUACAACAGCCACUGUGCCGGCUGGAGAGGGAUGGGGUGGGCCCAGCGGGAACACAGCAGGUCAAGGAGCCAACCCCUCCACUCUACUUUCAAAACUACAUUUUAAAGGGAAUGUGUAUGUGGAGAGCACUACCAACAUCUUUUUUUUUUUUUAAGCUUUCCUUUUUGCUUGUUUUUAAAGCCAAAACAAAAAAACAACCAAGCACUCUUCCGCAUAUAAAUCUGGCUGUAUUCAGUAGCAAUACGAAAGAUAUGUAAAAAGACUCUUUGGUUCACAUUCCGAUAUUAAAAUAGUGACAUGAACUGGCAAAGUGGUUGUAAAAGCUUUCACAUGGGAUAAAUGAUUUUCUUUUUCUUCUCUUCCUUCCUAUGGUCUUGUCUGAAUCAACUACUAUCUUGAA